Molecule: messenger RNA, 2427 nt
Organism: Recurvomyces mirabilis
Lineage: Eukaryota; Fungi; Ascomycota; Dothideomycetes; Mycosphaerellales; Teratosphaeriaceae
Gene: mcm7
Product: DNA replication licensing factor MCM7
Exons: 3
Coding region: 1-2427 (808 amino acids)
Biological process (GO): DNA replication; DNA strand elongation involved in DNA replication; DNA replication initiation
Cellular component (GO): nucleus; MCM complex
Molecular function (GO): ATP hydrolysis activity; ATP binding; single-stranded DNA helicase activity
Source: RefSeq, a predicted model, not a curated record
AUGGCGCUCCUGACGCACAAAGCGCUUGCAAACUACGAGGAGCAGCAAGCUGCCUUCGAGGACUUCUUGCGCAACUUCAAGUCUUCCACCGCAGAGACAGAAGAUGCUCUCGACGAUUUGCGGCUGGACGGCGACAGCGAUGAGUACGACUUCAUGGACGCCGACGAUGCGGCGCGAGAACAGCGACGUGGGACACGAUCGAAGACAAAGUACAUGAACGUGCUGCAAGAUGUAGCUGAACGGACAAAGUCGCAGGUGCUGAUAGAUCUGGACGACCUGGAGCAAUACGAGAGGACGUUGGACGAGGAUACUGCCCUGUCUAUGAACCUUGUGCAUUCUGUCGAGAAGAACGCACAUCACUACAUUGAGAUCUUCUCCCGCGCCGUCGACAAAGUCAUGCCUGCGCCUACAAAGGAGCCGAACUUCAAGGACGACGUGAUAGAUAUAAUCAUGACCCAGCGAUCGAAGCGCAACGACAAUGUGCGGCAGCAGCAGGAGAACAACAUUGACGGAGCAAUACCCGAAUCGAUCUUCCCUCCCGAGCUUACUCGACGAUACACACUCAAUUUCAAACCGAUCACCCCUUCUGGCUCAAGUAGCGACAAAGGCAACAAAGCACUGGCAGUACGACAAGUGCGAGGCGAGCAUCUUGGUCAGCUAAUCACAGUGCGAGGUAUCACGACUAGAGUGUCAGACGUGAAGCCUGCGGUACUGGUCAAUGCGUACUCUUGCGACCGCUGUGGCCAUGAGAUCUUCCAGCCUGUCACCGCAAAGCAGUUCACACCACUGGUGGAGUGUCAGUCAGAAGACUGCGUGAAGAAUGGCGCCAAAGGACAGCUCUUCUUAUCAACACGUGCGUCGAAGUUCUUGCCAUUUCAGGAAGUCAAGAUCCAGGAGAUGGCAGAUCAGGUACCCGUUGGCCACAUUCCACGACAGCUCACGAUACAUUGUCACGGCGCUCUUGCCAGACAGAUCAAUCCUGGCGAUGUCGUGGAUAUCGCUGGCAUUUUCUUACCCACGCCAUACACUGGCUUCAAGGCGAUUAAGGCUGGCCUGCUUACGGACACAUACCUCGAGGCGCAGUAUGUCAACCAGCACAAGAAGGCUUAUGACAAUAUGGUGCUUGCACCAACCACGAUCCGACGGAUGACCGAGCUCGAACAGUCAGGCCAGCUAUACGAAUACCUCAGCAGAUCAAUCGCGCCAGAAAUCUUUGGCCAUCUGGAUGUGAAAAAAGCACUACUUCUUCAGCUCAUUGGCGGUGUUACGAAGGAGAUGGGUGAUGGCAUGCGCAUUCGUGGCGAUAUCAACGUCUGUCUUAUGGGUGAUCCUGGUGUGGCUAAAUCUCAAUUACUGAAGUACAUCACGAAAGUCGCGCCUCGUGGAGUGUACACUACCGGACGAGGUAGCAGUGGUGUUGGUCUUACAGCUGCUGUGAUGCGCGACCCUGUUACAGAUGAGAUGGUGCUCGAAGGCGGUGCGCUUGUGCUUGCAGACAACGGUACUUGCUGCAUCGAUGAAUUCGACAAGAUGGACGAUUCGGACAGGACUGCCAUCCAUGAAGUCAUGGAGCAGCAGACUAUUUCGAUAUCGAAAGCCGGCAUAACCACGACGUUGAACGCUCGAACAGCGAUUCUUGCUGCUGCUAAUCCUCUAUACGGUCGAUACAACCCGCGCAUCUCCCCUGUGGAAAAUAUCAAUCUGCCUGCGGCCUUGCUUAGUAGAUUCGAUAUCCUCUUCCUGAUCCUCGACACGCCUUCACGAGAUGCGGACGAAGAACUUGCUCGGCACGUGACAUUUGUGCACAUCAACAACAAACAUCCUGAGCCACAAGGUGGUGGGCUGAUCUUCACGCCAAACGAAGUUCGACAGUGGGUGGCCCGCGCGCGAUCCUUUCGCCCUGUCGUCUCAAAGCAAGUCUCCGACUAUCUUGUUGGUGCUUACGUACGCCUACGCCAACAACAGAAGCGAGAUGAAGCCGGCAAGAAGACAUUCACGCACACUUCUCCACGUACUCUGCUCGGUAUUUUGCGUGUCUCCCAAGCUCUAGCACGUCUGCGAUUCGCAGAAGAGGUCAUCACAGAUGAUGUGGAUGAAGCUCUCCGACUAAUCGAGGUGAGCAAAGCAAGUCUGUACGAGGACCAACGGGAUCGCAGAGGCGAUCAGUCUGCCAGCUCGAAGAUCUACAACCUCAUCCGCGGCAUGCGUGAUAGUGGUGCGGCGGCCACGGGCGAAGGUCGCGGCGAGAUGGAUAUGCGGAGAGUACGUGAACGAGUACUGGCGAAGGGUUUCACUGUGCAGCAAUUAGAGAGCUGCUUGGAGGAGUAUGCUGAUCUGGAUAUCUGGCAAACGGCUGCUGAGGGUACGAGGCUGGUCUUUAUUGAGACUGGGGAUGAGGAUGCGGAUAUGGGUGACGAGGACUUUUGA